Colletotrichum paranaense is the source of this 1458-nucleotide messenger RNA. RefSeq names its product amidohydrolase. NCBI's taxonomy places the organism in Eukaryota, Fungi, Ascomycota, Sordariomycetes, Glomerellales, Glomerellaceae. The transcript has a single exon. Gene Ontology annotation, molecular function: hydrolase activity, acting on carbon-nitrogen (but not peptide) bonds. The coding region runs from base 1 to 1458 and encodes 485 amino acids. The record is from RefSeq and is a predicted model, not a curated record.
AUGACUCGGCGUCUCAUCGAACGACCAGCCAAGAUCUACUCUGCGUCUCUGGGUGGCUCUUUCAGGCCAAUUUACACCGGCACGGACUCCGAACUGCCCGUUAGCAUCUUCAAGAAAACAACUCUCACCAUCAUCACCACCUCCCUUCUCAUCCCCGGCGACGGCGAACCCAUCAAAGAUGCCGCUCUCGUCAUAUCAUCAAAGCUCAUCGCCUGGGUCGGCCCGCAGUCGACAAUCCCUAAAGAGUACACCGGCUCUCCUCACAAGUCCUACUCCACCCCAUACCUGAUGCCCGGUCUCUGGGACUGUCACGCUCACUUUGGGGGAGAGUCUCCCGACGCAGGAUCCAAUGGCGAUCCCUACCAGGUCUUUAUCACAGAGCACCCCGCGGCAUCCGGCGCCCGUCUCACGCGCAUGUGCUGGCUGGCCCUGCAGCGAGGAUACACGUCCCUCCGCGAUGUGGCUGGCAUGGGCUGCGAGAUCUCCCGCGCCAUCGAAGAUGGAUCCAUUGUGGGACCCAACGUCUACAGCUCCGGCGCGUGUAUCAGCCAGCUGGCUGGCCACGGUGACAUCUUCUCUCUCCCGGCUGGAGAUGUGCUGUUGAACUUAGGCGUGUCGCAAGUCACUGCAGGACACUUUGGCACUGCAACGAGCAUGAUCGUGGACGGCGUUGAUGAGUGUCGCCGCGCCGUCCGAUUGCAAAUUCGGCGAGGGGCAAAGUGCAUCAAGGUCAUGGCAUCUGGCGGCGUGAUGUCUCGUGACGAUAAUCCGCUCUACGCGCAGUUUAGUCCUGCGGAACUCGAGACGAUCGUGGAAGAGGCAAACAGACAAAAUCGCGUGGUCGCGGCGCAUGUCCAUGGCAAGCCCGGCAUCAUGGCUGCCAUCAAGGCUGGCGUCACGACGUUGGAGCAUGUCUCAUUUGCCGACCGCGAGUGCAUCGAUCUCAUCAAGGAGAAGGGCAUCAUAUACAUUGCCACACGUCUCGUCAUGGACUUGCUGCUCGGCACCGGAGGGAAGGGGAUCCCACCUACAGCUUGGGAGAAGGUGAAGCUGUGUGCCACGAAUCACUUGGCGGCAUACAAGAUGGCCAUCGAGGCUGGUAUUCCGAUUGCCCUAGGUACAGACACCGGACCCGGGUUCAACAUGGCAAUGGAGUUGGAGGCGGCCGUGAAGGCAGGAAUGAGCAAUCUGGAGGCUAUCAAAGCGGCGACCGCGAAUGGACCGCUCAGCGUGGGUGGACAAGCGCCGAAGACAGGACAGCUCAAGGCUGGUUAUGAGGCAGAUGUUCUUGGUCUGUUGGAGAACCCGGUGGAAGACAUCAGGGUGCUGCAAAAGAUUGAGAAUGUCGCCUGGGUCUGGAAAGGAGGUUCUCUCUUCAAAGGGCCCGGUGUUGGACCCUGGGGUGAGGAUCCUAGUUCCUUUGACGAAUGGUCUGCGGCCACAUACAUUCGUUCAUAG